Molecule: messenger RNA, 3281 nt
Organism: Ictalurus punctatus (channel catfish)
Lineage: Eukaryota; Metazoa; Chordata; Actinopteri; Siluriformes; Ictaluridae
Product: zinc finger protein 883
Exons: 5
Coding region: 306-1862 (518 amino acids)
Biological process (GO): negative regulation of transcription by RNA polymerase II; regulation of cytokine production; regulation of immune system process
Source: RefSeq, a predicted model, not a curated record
CCGCGCCUCGGAAAACUGAUGUGCAGUUAGAUUAACCGUGCUUUUGCUGAAGAGCGGCUGGUUUAACCGCAGUGGAAGUUCCAGGGACAGUUUGAAUGUCUAACUGUAACUGACACGUCAAACUAAAGGAAUCAUUAGAGACUCCCUGGUUUCUCCAUUUGGGUUAUUUCUAAUAGCGGAGGUCAAAGAGGAGAAAUACGGCAUUAAAAACAGGACUGUCUUAGGCAUCUUACAUUACAGACAUUGCAGUUUAUUCCUCUGGAUACAUCUGCAGCCCUCAAGCCUCCCUGCAGCAGGCCUAUAGCAUGUUCACACAGGACGUGCCCUGUUUUUCCCAAGAGGCUGAGAUAAUACCAGAAAUGCAGCAACUGCAGAAUGUGGAGGGUCUGCCCAGUCUUAUCUCAGAGGCUUUGUGGCGUAAUGGUGAAGAUCAGCACACAGAACAAACUCUGUUAAAGAUGUCCACAGUGAAACUGGUGGACUUCAGGAAAACACGGGGACUGAAUGCAAAAAUAAUAUCAGAAGGAAAUUGUCAUACUGGAGUUCCAGGUAAAUCCAGUUUUCAUGGAGACCAGCAAUCACUGCAGGCUCAGGUAAAGAUGUGUUCUGUGAGACUGGUGGAUUGUAGAAAAAUACUAAACAGAAAAGCAAUAGAUGAGGGUGAUCCAGAAGACGGGGCUCAUGAUCAUGAAUACAACAGCAGUGGUUUUUCUUCCCCCAGCGAGUCCAGCAAAUCAUAUUCUGACGAAUGGGAUCAAUCUACCUCUCAAGAACAAAUGAUCAAAAGAAAGAGCGUUGGAAAAGUUAAGUUUGUGAAGGGCUCCUUUGCAUUACGUCCUUCAGGCAAACAUGUACUUCAUGUGGGACAAAGGACGAAUCAGUGCAGCCAGUGCAAUAAGACUUUUAGUAAUUCAUCAUGCUUGAGAAGUCAUCAGAAAGUGCACACUGGGGAGAAACCUUACAAGUGCACACAAUGUGGAAAAAUGUUUACACAAAAAUCAGGCCUGCGAAUUCACCAGAGAGUGCACACUGGGGAGAAGCCUUACCAGUGCACACAGUGUGGUAAAACCUUCACGCAAGGCUCACAACUCCAGAGACACCAGAUGGUGCACACUACAGUAAAAGCCAGCUUUCGGUCUGACAAGACGCAAGUAUCAAAUAUUAAAGCGCAUGAGCGUGUACAUCCUGGUAAGGAUUGUUUAUGUUGCAAACACUGUGGAAAACAAUUCGCAAGCUCAUUAGGUUUUCAGAGGCAUAAGAAUGCACAUGAUCAGAUGGAGAAAAAUCAGUGCUCAGAGUGUGGUCAACAGUUCCGACAUUCUUUGUCCCUGAAAGUUCACAAGAGAAUACAUACUGGGGACAAACCGUACAAGUGCUCUCAGUGUGAUAAGGCAUUUCUAAAUUCUUCAUCGCUUAUAGUACACCAAAGGGUACACACUGGAGAAAAGCCUUACCACUGUGACCUGUGUGGAAAACAGUUUUCACAAUCAACACAUCUGCGAACCCACCAGAGAGUGCACACCAAAGUGAAGCCUUACGUCUGCUCUCAGUGCGGCAAGUCUUUCAAUCAGUCGUCACAUCUUACAGUGCACAAACUAUUGCACACCGGACAGAAGCCUUACUGCUGCCCCACCUGUGGCAAUGGAUUCAGAACAACCAACCACCUUAAGCUGCACCAGAGGACACACACUGGGGAAAAGCCGCACCGCUGCUCCGUGUGCGGAUUGUGUUUCAGUCAGUCUUCAAGCCUUAAGCAGCAUAUGAGAAUACACACUGGAGAUAUGCCUUACAAGUGCUCUAAAUGUAAUAGAAUAUUCAGACAGCGCAGCACCCUUAAAUACCAUGAAUAUUUGCACACCUGAGGCGAACCUUGCGUUUGCUCUUACCUUCAAGUGUGAGCUGAACUGUGCAGUUGAUGAAGGUCUCACCAGAUAUGUAUGGUAAUACUUCAUGUUUUGUUACCCUAGGUAAAAUGAUCUUAUACUCAGUCAUUAUAUCCCACUCAAGCAAUAGGGAAGCGCUUAUUUACUGUAACAAAUGUAAUUGUCAGUAUAAAUUGCCAUAACAACUUGCCAUUAAAUACAGUCAUGUUUUAAAAAUAUUGUGUUAAAACUUAUUGAUCUGAAUCAUAUGAACACUUUUUUCAUGUUUUAGAAAUAAUUCUGAAAACCUUGGUUAAGGAUUCAAUGCAGUAGGAAUGAAGGAUGUUCUUUCAUAUCGACAGCAAUGCCUCCCAGAAAACAAUGCUUUCAGGUCCGUCUCCAACUCCAACCAUGCCCCCAAGUACAGCAUAGAGCUGGAAUUGGACAGUGAUUUCAGUAUGGCAAAACUGCAAGUACAGGGAAUUAGGUUCACAUUAGGGCUGCAACAACUAAUCAAUAACAAUCGAUAAAUAAAUUGACAACGAAUGUAAUUAUGGAUUAGUCGGGUCUAUGACGUCACUGUCGAUAACCCCUCCGUCAGUAACGUCACUUCACAAUGGUGAAAAACGCAUUUCUAUGAAUAAAACACAAUCACGAUGCAGGUUGUCCAAAACAUGAGAGUGUUUUAUAUUAAGCGCUUCAAACUAACUCGUAAGUGUAUUAACGCGGCUUGUCGUGUCAGACGCUGCGACAGAAGCGUGUGCUGUUUAAUGUGUUCCAGACAUGUUUUCUUCAGCACAGAAAUGACAUGUUUACCUUUAUAUCCUUAUCUGUAAAUGUUCGAAAUUCACGCCAGUAUUUCCAUUUUACAUAAAGUCUCGUCCUGACAGCGAGCGAGUCUCCGUUAAACUUCACUGAAUGAGCGCGAGUCCACGCAUACGCGUCAAUCAAACAGCGCAAUAGAAAGGAAACGCAAUAACUCUGACUAAAAUAAUCAUUUUGAUCAAUAUAUGCUGUUUGAUGCUAUAUUCGGCGAUAUUUAGAAUCAAACGUAAUUGUCCUCACGCCAGAAUUGAAAAGCAAUACUGAAUUUGGAUUGCGUUUUAUGUUUUUCCUCCAGUAUGAUUGCUUUUCUAACUGACAUUCUCUGCCAUGCAGAUCAUGGCUUCAGCAACCAGAUGAAACCAAGAAUCACUAAAUUAAUCAAAUAAUUACUUUUGAACAUGAGUUUGAUUGUGAUUCUGAGCACAGUCACAUGCCCCAAUAGAAAAGGGUGUGAACACUUUGAACAGUUGUAAGCUUUUUUUUUUUUUCUCUCUCCCCCUAAUUGUUUAUAACAGGUGUAUUAUUGACAGUAUUAUAGCUGGAGCACUGUAAUGAAUUUUACAGCUUUCCCUCUCCUGAAAUGUCUUACCCUUG